Messenger RNA from Theobroma umbraticum, 812 nucleotides. RefSeq lists its product as uncharacterized. NCBI's taxonomy places the organism in Eukaryota, Viridiplantae, Streptophyta, Magnoliopsida, Malvales, Malvaceae. The record is from RefSeq and is a predicted model, not a curated record.
GAAAAAUAAAUUUCUUAUAUUAACAUAACAAUAAAUUUACUGUUGCCGUGCAUAUUUGUUUCUAAAUUUAAAGUAUUUUUAUUCUCCAAACAUGGGUAGAAAAAUAACCGCACAUAUCCCUGCGGCUUGGCUGCAGUGAACUGUGAAGCGACAUUUAUCACAAUCACAGCAAGAAGAAACGAAAAUAGGCGAGAUGGCUGCUAAUGCCGGCAGGGUCAUACUGAAAGGGAAAAUGAAGGUGAAGGGAGUUCCUAGUGCUUCGUCUCAGUUGGGGAAAUUCCUGGGCAUUCCUGAGCCUCCUCGCGCCGACACUUCCAAAUUGAUCUCCACCUUCAUCAAAAUCAACAAUCGCCAGGGGCCCGGUAUGAAGAAGGAUGGUCUUUGCAUGGAGAAAUUGAAGGCCUUAUUGGAUGGCAAAGACAGAGUUGGAACCCCGGAGAUUGCUAAAUUGUUGUCCCCACAAUUUGUCAACUCUGCCUGAUCAUCCUAAAUUCCUGGUUGAAUGUUUAUGUCUGGUAAAAGUUUAAGUGUAGCUAGUUUCAACUUUCAAGGUUUAGAUACUUUGAAGUCAGCAUCUCUUGGGAUGUUUAUGGCGCUGAACAUUUAGACAACCUGGAGACAUUUGUUCAGCGGAAGCUUUUGGGUGUUUUUAUAGUCACGAGCAACAACAUUGUUCAUCCAUAGUUUCUGAUUACUGUCUUGCAAUUCCCCCAUGCGUGUUCCCUGUAAGACAAGGGAUGUUUAGCUGCUUUUCUCAUUCCAAUAACGGAUGGGAUUCCUGAGAUUAAUGCUACAAGCUUAACAUUUGGCAA